Molecule: messenger RNA, 693 nt
Organism: Alternaria atra
Lineage: Eukaryota; Fungi; Ascomycota; Dothideomycetes; Pleosporales; Pleosporaceae
Exons: 1
Coding region: 1-693 (230 amino acids)
Source: RefSeq, a predicted model, not a curated record
AUGUCUCGAAACGAAAAGCAAGCCUCUCCUCCACCGUAUUCAGAGUACAGCUCUCCGUCCUUACGCGGCCAAACCAUACUCGAUCAAUUAAGCACAACGCGCACAAACCACAUCCAAUCUGUGAUCGAGAGGCAUGUAAUUCCUCUCAUCGAAGAACACGCUACAUACGGCAUCGCCCAAACAACCAUCGCCAUGCUUCCCUCCGACAUCCCCUUACCCGCAGUGGAAGAAAAGUCUGAAUACAGCUUCGACACCUCCGACUCCAAACCGGUGGAAGUAGUCGGUUUCUCCUCAGAAGAGGAGCCAAAAGUCGUACGCUUAGAAGGCCAGAUGAACCGUACAGAGUUCUGGAGACCUCAAGUCGUGAUUGUGGAGCUGGAACGUAUGCUAGGCGAAAACUUGAAUGCGAAUCCGGUUCUGAGGAGUCCGAGAGGGGACGGGAGAGUCGGAGCAGAUAGUGGGCAAAGGCAAUCAAGAAGAGGGUUUCUGAGUAGGGUCAUGCCAUCGUUGGGGCCGGAGCUGCGCUCGCCGAGCGGGAACCCAGAGGUCGGCGUGAAGCAACUGGAACAAGGAAGGAUGGUCGUGGUGAAAGCUAGGUUGGAGGAGAUAUGUCUGAGGACGGUCAGCGAGUUUGGCUUGUACGAUACCAUGUCGAAGCAGUGUGUUAUUAUUCGGGUGGAUGCGCGGUGUUGA